Anisakis simplex (herring worm) is the source of this 435-nucleotide messenger RNA. Lineage: Eukaryota; Metazoa; Nematoda; Chromadorea; Rhabditida; Anisakidae. The record is from the annotation of a GenBank genome assembly.
AUGAAAACUUGUGUCCAUACAAUUCUCAUCCCGAACUUCCGACAUCCGCGUUUCAAUUUCGUCGGUAAGAUUCUCGGUCCGAAAGGCGCUUCUCUGCAAGCUAUGGCCAAACAGUUCAAAUGUCAUAUUUACGUGUUGGGUCGUGGAUCGACAAAGGAUCGUGCAAAGGAGCAAGAGCUACUCGCAAGUGGUGAUCCACAAUACGCACAUUAUGGUGGCCCAUUGCACGUGAAAGUUGAGACAAUUGCACCGGCGCAUACUGCUUAUCAACGAAUCGCUGGAGUGUUGGAAACACUUUCACAAAUUCUUCAACCGUCAUUGCAGACUCGUGAUGAAUCAUAUCCGGGUGGUGGUCAAGUUGGUGGUAACACAAGUGACCAAGGCGGAGGUCUGUUCCUUUUUUCCUUUUAUUGUUCAGAUUGCACAUUUAUUUAG